GUCCUACAGUCCUACUGCAAGUUGGGUAUGUCCGUAUGUGCUCUCAGACUCAGCAUUCCCAUCUAAACCCUAGGCCUCAAACGAUAAGAAAAACCAUUCGAUAGCCAACUCCUUUCUUCUCGCGUUCGACGUCUAGAAUCAAAGUUAGUCGAAAGCCUCAAUUCAUUGCUGCUGAUCUGGUUGGAUCCAGUAAACGAUAAAGAGCUGGGCCUCGCUUCUUUCCUUUGAUUUGAUUGCAGAGGCCCCCAGCAACUGUCAAAAUGUCUCGGAAAGGGUUGAUGGAACAAGAUUUGAGCAAGCUUGAUGUGACUAAGCUACAUCCACUCUCUCCUGAAGUAAUUUCUCGUCAAGCUACAAUAAAUAUUGGCACCAUUGGCCAUGUGGCCCAUGGAAAGUCAACAGUUGUAAAAGCAAUAUCUGGUGUCCAGACUGUCCGUUUUAAAAAUGAGUUGGAGCGUAACAUUACAAUCAAGCUUGGAUAUGCUAAUGCUAAGAUAUAUAAGUGCGAAGAUGAAAGAUGCCCUCGACCUAUGUGCUACAAGGCCUAUGGAAGUGGAAAAGAAGAUAACCCUCUGUGUGAUGUACCAGGCUUUGAAAAUGCACGGAUGAAAUUAUUGAGACAUGUUUCAUUUGUAGACUGCCCGGGUCAUGAUAUUCUUAUGGCUACAAUGCUUAAUGGAGCAGCAAUUAUGGAUGGGGCAUUACUUUUGAUAGCUGCCAAUGAAAGCUGUCCCCAACCUCAGACUUCUGAGCAUUUGGCUGCUGUUGAAAUUAUGCGCCUCCAACAUAUAAUUAUUCUUCAAAAUAAAGUUGAUCUCAUCCAAGAAAAUGUAGCCAUCAAUCAACAUGAAGCCAUCCAGAAGUUUAUUCAGAAAACAGUUGCUGAUGGUGCACCAGUCAUUCCAAUUUCUGCUCAGUUAAAAUACAACAUUGACGUUGUUUGUGAGUACAUUGUGAAAAAGAUUCCCAUCCCAGAAAGGAACUUUAUUUCGCCACCAAACAUGAUAGUAAUUCGAUCAUUCGAUGUCAAUAAGCCUGGAUCUGAGGUUGAUGAGAUUAAGGGUGGAGUUGCUGGUGGAAGCAUUCUCCGGGGUGUUCUAAAGGUGAACCAAUUCAUUGAGGUCCGGCCUGGAAUUGUUGUAAAAGACGAGAAUGGAAACAUAAAGUGCACUCCGAUAUAUUCAAGAAUAGUUUCAUUAUAUGCUGAACAAAAUGAGUUGCAGUUUGCGGUGCCCGGAGGACUUAUUGGGGUUGGUACCACGAUGGACCCUACUUUGACACGUGCUGAUAGGCUGGUGGGUCAGGUUCUUGGGGAGGUUGGGUCACUCCCAGAAGUUUUUGUUGAACUUGAGGUAAACUUUUUCCUGCUUCGCCGUCUUCUAGGUGUUAGAACGAAGGGAACGGAAAGACAGGGAAAAGUGUCAAAGCUGGCAAAGGGAGAGAUUCUGAUGUUGAAUAUAGGGUCCAUGUCAACAGGAGCCCGUGUAAUUGCUGUGAAGAAUGACUUGGCUAAGCUACAACUCACCUCUCCAGUGUGCACCAGCAAAGGGGAGAAGGUGGCACUCAGCCGCCGAGUAGAGAAACACUGGCGGCUCAUUGGGUGGGGCCAAAUUCAAGCGGGAACCACCCUUGAUGUUCCACCAUCUCCCAUCUGAGUUAACCUUGUUAACACAAAGUAGAGGAACAACCAAGAAGCAAAUCAAAACUCGGGAAGAUGUGGGAGGGGAGAGAGCUGCUAGGAACAGUUUUUGUUAGAUGGAGAAGGAAACGGUACUGGUUCUUAUUUAUUUUCAUUUGUUGCUGUCAUUUUUCUAACCCUUAAUUUCGUUGACAAAAACAAGCAAAGUUUUAUAGUGGUUUGCUCCAAGAUAUGAAAAUUCAUUUUACUUAUUGUGCAAAA
Messenger RNA from Nelumbo nucifera (sacred lotus), 1900 nucleotides. RefSeq names its product eukaryotic translation initiation factor 2 subunit gamma-like. Gene Ontology annotation, cellular component: cytosol; eukaryotic translation initiation factor 2 complex. The record is from RefSeq and is a predicted model, not a curated record. Gene Ontology annotation, biological process: formation of translation preinitiation complex. NCBI's taxonomy places the organism in Eukaryota, Viridiplantae, Streptophyta, Magnoliopsida, Proteales, Nelumbonaceae. Gene Ontology annotation, molecular function: tRNA binding; GTPase activity; translation initiation factor activity.